CCCUAAUAGGUUUUUAUUUUGUUGUCUGUGCCUCAGAUGUUUUGUAAAGUUUUGUUUGAGUUAUUUUAUUAAUUCCAAAAACUACCAUGGUGGAUACUAAAAUAAAAAUGGAACCAACUGAUUUUGAAGACCACCAUGAAACCAAUAUUAAUGUAAAAAUAAAAACGGAAGAAGAGCUGAUAAUUGAAAGCGAUAGCCAAUGGUUGCCAGUAAAAUUAGAAGAUGAACAAAAUGAGUAUUAUCAAGAUUUAGUGGAGGAUUGCGCACCGCCAGCAUAUGAUCAUUUUACAAUUGAAUAUAUAGAUGAAAAAGAAGAUUAUAGUAAUGAUGACGACGAGGAAGAUAGUGAUGAUGAUGACGAUAGUGAUGAUGAUGACGAUAGUGAUUAUGAGGUGGAAAGUGAAGGAGGUGAUAAAACCAUGGCCAAUGAUUCUGAUGGAUAUGACAAUAUGGAUACUGAAUAUAAUAUAGAAUUAGAGAACUAUGCCAUUAAUUUUACAGAAGAUUCUGAGACACAAGAAAAAUUUGUCGAUAAGAAUGAAUCGUUAGAAAACAAAGUUUUGUAUAAAUUCACUUUAAAUAAGUGGCUUUUUCGUAAGUAUGUUAUGCGUGAAUGUCCAACAUGUAAUGAACAAUUGACUUAUUAUAAUGAGUACCGACGACAUAUAGAAAUAAAUCAUCAAGAUGCCAUUAAAGAAUCUGAAUCUAAUUAUUACCUCUCUGGUAAUUGCGGAGUAUGUAAAGAAUGCAACAAAGAAUAUAUCUCGGGUUUUACUCGGUAUAUGCACUCAAUAAAACACACAGAAGAUGCGGAAAAUGUAGUUAUCAACAUAUGCAAAAUAUGUAAUUAUAAAUCAUCCAAAAAUGUACCCAUUCAAACUCAUAUUAUAAAGGAGCAUCCAGAAGUAGUCGAAAAAUUCAAAGCAAUUCGUAAUGUGAAUAAAACAUACAAGUGUACAAUUUGUCGCAACACUUACAGUAAAUGUAAUGAGUUGUGGUAUCACUUUAUGGACACGCAUCCCCAAGAAUAUAAAGCAAAAUUUAUUUUUAACUGCCAUAUAUGCCAGCAUGACCGAUUUUGUGAGGAAGAGUUGUAUUUGCAACAUCUAAUGGAAAAACAUAAAUUAAAUUCAUGGAAAGUAUUGAAUUAUCGGAAACUAUUCGAUGAUAAGGAAUACUUUGCAUGUAUAACAUGUCAUAGAAUAUUUAUUAAAAAUGAUACUCGCACGUUAUUAAGCCACUAUCUGGAGCACAAAAACAGUUGCUAUUGGACGUGUAAAUUUUGCUCCAAAGAAAAUAUUGUUAAAAAAUCUAAUUACAGUCAUUUGUGUAUUAAAAUGCUGAAAUACUAUGAAAAACGCUAUAAAGAUGUCAAUAUCGACAAAGCGCCAGUAAUGCAUUCUAAUAGUAGGAACUAUAACGAUAUCAAAGUUGAGAAAGCGCCUGAAAUGCAGGCUAAUAUUAGAAAGAAACUACAAAAUUUACAGGAAUUUGAAGAGUAUAUCGUGCAUGUAUGUCCAUUUUGUAAAACAGAAUUUAGCAAAUUGAUAAAAUGGCAACAACAUUUGAGGAAUGUUCAUGAGAUUGACACGCUAAAAGGUUUGGAAAUGAAAGUAAUUCCAGAUAAUAGCAAUAAAUUAUGUUGUGUCAUUUGUCAUACAGUGGUGGCAAAUUCUCCAGUACAAUUACAUGCUCAUCGAUUUCAACAUUUACCCUACAUGCCCUACAAAUGCCUGCAUUGUUCGGUAUCGUUAAGCACAUUUAAGAUGGCCGUUAACCAUGUCUUAAAGCGAUGUAAGGAUGAGGAGGAUAGAGAUUAUAUUAAAAAUGUAUUAGUCCCUAAAAUUAUCGAACCAAGUAAUAAGGUUCGAGCUAAGGUUCAGAUGCGAUGCCCAUUCUGUAACUACAAAAAAUUCCGCUUUGUUAAAAAAGCUUUGAAACACUACGAAGACGAGCACAAUAACUUCGAAGAAUUAUUUUCAAAACAUCCCAGUGACGGUACAGUGACCUGUAAAGUUUGUGGCAAGCAAUAUGCACAAUACGAAAAAAAUGUGUGUUUCCAACAUUUGCAAUAUCAUUUUGAAGAAAAAACCUUUAAAUGUCCAUUGUGCCCAAUCUCGUAUGUCAUGUUUCAGAAUUGUUUACGCCAUUUAAGUUUGAAUCAUUAUGCCAAAACCUUAAAUCAACAAGAGUCAAAAGAAAAAUCAAACGUUCCAGAAACAUCUAGUUUACUAAAUAAAGAAGAUAAAUUACCGCAGUAUCCAAUUAUGACCCAGUUAGCUAAGCCUUCAAUUAAAACAUAUGUGCUAAAUGAAUUUGCUGAAUUUAUAACCUAUGCUUGUCCUGAGUGCAAUGAAGGUAUGACAAAGCAACAGGACUGGCAACAUCACAUUUCCACACAGCAUAAUUUUUUUGACGAAUCAAACUUAAGUAUUAAAGAAGCUGAUGGUUCUCUAAAAUGUCCAACAUGUAAGUUAAAUAUGCCUAGCUCCACAGCCCAGCGACAAAAACACAGGCUGACCCAUAUGCCGUUUCGAUCAUUCAUAUGUAGUUUAUGCUAUGUGCGUUGCAAUUCUUUGGGUGUACUCUAUGGACAUUUUCGUAGAGUACAUUUUGCACAGGGCACAUUCGAGUGUCCCAUUUGUACAGAAGUUUUACAAACAUCAUACCAAAGAACGAAACAUAUAAAGGAAAUACAUCCUCGCAACGAAUGGCCUUCCAGUAUGUGCUUAAUAUGCUACAAAAUGUUGUCCACUAAGUCAUCUGUAAACUCGCACAUGACCAUACACGAUGGAGAUCGUUUGAAGUACACAUGUGAAGUCUGCGGUUCCAAACUAAUAGGAUUAAAAGAUUUUAAAAUGCACACGGCUAGACAUGAAAGUAGAGGCGAAAUCAAGGAUCAAAAGAAAGCGAUAGAUGAUGACAUCCCUUUACAGUCGGAAUCCAAAAUUACUCAAACUAUUGAAAAUGUUGAUGUGAAACGAUCCAUGAAUUCAAAUAUAGAUCUACAUAUUUCUAAAGAGGAAAUUUUAAAUAAAAGAAAAUCUCUUACAAAUAAAAAAACGGAUACAAAUUCUGCAGCUACAAAAAAUAUAAAAACGGAUACUAAUUCUUCAGCUACAAAAAAGAAAAAAACCGAUACAAAAUAAAUAGUGAAUUUAACAUUACAUACUACUUUUAUUUAACUUUAUCUUUUAUUUAAUUAAAAAAAAAGAUUUGCGUUAAACAAAUUACUAAAGAUAAUAAAAAUAUUUAUUUUAAAUAAUACAAA
This is a messenger RNA of Calliphora vicina (urban bluebottle blowfly), 3271 nucleotides long. RefSeq names its product zinc finger protein 721-like. Bases 87 to 3149 code for a protein of 1020 amino acids. NCBI's taxonomy places the organism in Eukaryota, Metazoa, Arthropoda, Insecta, Diptera, Calliphoridae. Gene Ontology annotation, biological process: regulation of transcription by RNA polymerase II. The record is from RefSeq and is a predicted model, not a curated record. Gene Ontology annotation, cellular component: nucleus. The transcript has a single exon. Gene Ontology annotation, molecular function: DNA-binding transcription factor activity, RNA polymerase II-specific; RNA polymerase II transcription regulatory region sequence-specific DNA binding.